ACCAGCACCCCUCCUCCACUCCCGACACACUCACACUCUCUCUCCCUUGCCCUGUGCCUGUCUCUCUCCAUUCUACCAAGCAGCCAGCCAGACCUCUCUUCUUCUGCCCUGUCGACAUCCCUCGCCUUUCCACGCCUUUCUCCCUCAGCCUCCUCAGCCGUGGCCGUCUGCCCUCGCCGCCUCAGACAGACUUGGACCGUCAAUCUUCAACAAGUUUCCUGGGACUUUUUCAGAAACUUUUUCCUCAAUUACUUUUUUUUUGCUACCUCCCUUGAGACUCCAGUGUGGGUUGUGCUGUGUGUGAUAGGGGCUAGUGUUGCUCUUCGCCCUCGGGGUCUCUGUACGCUGUUGACCGGAGGAGAAGACUACUUGUCACCAUGAUCAAAGUUCAGCUGCUGCUCUUGCUGGGCCUGGUCGGCCCCUUCUGUGCUGUCGCACACUCAAGCACACUAGUGACCCCAUUAGAAAGGGUGUCGGAUAUCCCUGCUGCCACCGAUAUCCUCGAAGGCGCCACCGAUGCCCCCACGGCUGAACCCAAGACUGCGACCGAUGAGGUCGUAACGAAAGCCCCUGCCACCGAUAAACCCGUCACUACUCAGGUCGAUGAGGCUGCCCCGAAUGUGACAGAGGCCGCUCCCACGGAGACCGAGGCCACUGAGGCUGCCGGGCAGGAGGCGGCCACAACGGAGGCCCCUGCUGUUGCCACCAUGGCCCCGGCGAAUCCCGAAGCCACGGCAGCUGCAGAGGCUGAGGAGGAGGAGUUGGUGGUGGAGGAGGAGGGCACUGGCUCUGGACAAGUGGUGGGUAUUGUGAUUGGCGCAUUGGUGGCAGUGAUCAUUGUCAUCGCCGUGGUGAUCGCCUUGGUGAGGAGAAUGGGCAAAUACUCCCCCUGAGGAGAAAGGCUGCAAGACAGGAAGUCCCAAAAAAGUUCUGGCAAUUCUGAACUGCUGAACUACGUAAUUUCCUGUCAUUAAACAAGCAUGCUACCAGCACGAACCUAACCAAGAUCUACUGUUGCCAAAAGGAGGGGUGGGGGGGGGGGGGAGAAGAAUGUUUCUCCCCCAACCCCCAGACAGAGCCAUUGAUAUCAAUGGCCCUGCCUAACCACACAGCAACCCUCCACGCUAAUUUCCAAACAGGGGGAUGACCCACCCCCCACUGACAUCCACAGUGACCCACAGGAUGUCAGUGAAUUUCAGGAUUUUUUAUGUGUUUGUAAAAAAGAAAGGAAGUAAGGGAUUAUUUAACUUGUGGUAGAAAACGCUCUCUUAUGCAGUGGUGUGUACAUUAAUUCCAAUUUGCAUUUAAGUUGAAGACGACCUAGAAACACGACACAAAAGAAACAGAAAAUGGAAAUUAAAAGUUGAAUACAGAGGGGGGGAAAGGCGGGAGAGAAUGUGGUGAAUUUAAUAGGGUGUAUAUACCAUGCAAAGGGACUACGGUUAGUACUUGAUUAUAUGUUGCAGUUGCUCACUAUAGCAUUCAGUUAAUGGGACAUUGGAAAGCAGCCAAAAACAUCCACAUAGUAUUUUCUCACCUUAACACCUAGCCAAUGAGUCCCUACCUACCAAAAUGUUCAACAACUAUAUGAAGCACUGUAUGCAGAAGUUGUCUCGACAUUGUGCUCAUGUUCUGAGGGUUAGCGAGGGGCUAAUGAAAAGACACCUCAUUUGCAAGUGUAACGUGACAUUCUGCCAGCUUUAACACUGACAUAAAAACCUAAUACAGAUCUGUGAAAUUUUGCAGAAGGGUUUGUGCCACUGUCUCUGGUAUUCCCUGGAUAGUUUGGAGAUUUUACUUUUAUUAAAGUGCAUUAAUGUGAAUGGACUGUACUUUAACUGUCACCCAUUCCAAUAGGACAGCUUUGACAACUUCAGGUUCUCACAAAAUCAUGUGUUCCGUAUACAGGUACAAGUCAUCAGCCCCCAUUCUGCUAGCAUUGUCCUUUACAAUGUAUUCACUGUACUUCUGCUUAAUUUAGUUUGGAUGAGUAUACCAAGCAAGCACACACAAUCUUUAAAUACAGGUUCCCCCCUGAAUGCAUGCAAAGGAUGUUUUGACUUUCAUGGUUGCACCCAGUUUUUGGCACAUUUUCUUCAUAAUCGUUAGUGGACAUUAAUGGGUGUAAAAAUUAUUCAGUCUCAGCUUAGCUCCGCUUGCUUUAAGAACUCUGUUAAUAAGUGCACUGAAUGAGGGAUGACAAUUGUUUAAUGGAUCCACUUUAGACACUGCAAUCGUUUGCAACGAUGUUUGUUUCUGCUUUUGCUCCAUAUUAUCAAAUCUAGGUCUUUCAUUUUGUCAGAUUUUUUUUGUCCUUUUAUUUAAUUGCAGUGUUUUUGUUCAUACUGUUUCAAUAAACAAGUGAAAACACUCCAAAUAUA
This is a messenger RNA of Oncorhynchus masou masou (cherry salmon), 2381 nucleotides long. Its product is annotated as cytochrome c1-like. The record is from RefSeq and is a predicted model, not a curated record. The transcript is spliced from 4 exons. Lineage: Eukaryota; Metazoa; Chordata; Actinopteri; Salmoniformes; Salmonidae. Bases 378 to 893 code for a protein of 171 amino acids.